GAGCUGAAGUUAAACUUGCAGAGGCGAGUCGGGAGCAGCAGGUAACUAGUGACUUCACUUCUUCCUCUGGCACCGAGGAGGAAAGACGGAGCAACAACGGUCGUCUGUUGGCGCCUUAGUGCAUGGUGAUGGUCAAAGCCACUACUCCCUUUUUUUGGCACCUACCGAGGGACACUGCCGUCAGAUCGCGGUCCUUUUCUUCCGCUCUUGAAGUUACCGGAAAUUCUUAUACGCGCAUCCUUGCAGUUGUAGGAAGUCAGCUGUUGAGGGACAGACUUACGUCUUCCUACCUGUAACCUGACUUUGAAUAGUCAUCUUGAGAGAUUAAGAAAGCAAUGAACUGCGUUUGUUGUUGACCGGAAGUAUGGAAACUGAUGUACCUUUUGUUAAAGAAAUCACAAGUUACUGAUCUAAACAACCAUUUUUCUUUUUAACCUCGUCCUUUGUCGCGUUACGAUCGUAAUUGCCAGCCGGAAAUCCAGUUUGGAUCAACUUGGCAAUAUUAAAAAGCAGCAGAAGACUAAAGAAGAAGAAUAUCAGCUUGAAUGAGGAAAUAAAAACACGAAGAUUAGCGUUGCACCGUUGUACUCACGAUAAUUAGACAUCGUCUUGAAGUUCAGGCGAGAAGCGCCAAAAUCAACCAAUAGAAGUAAACAUCGAAUCUAAUACAUCCGUAGGUGUCUCUGUAAAGGGCCAACUUCAUAUAAAGUGCUCUUGCAUUCUUUUAGGUCAAGUCAAUCACUGAAAUCUGAGCAUACUAAAAGAAGAAGGGGAAGUAGCUAAAAACGAGAACAGAAGAAAAGAUAGCGAGAGAAAUGGAGUUAGUAGAAAAUCGGACGAGCCCUGCGCCCUGUCUAGUGACACUGAACCUCUCAGACGUUGGAAGAUCGUUUGCACUGAGCAAUAGCAGCGAGGAAGAGUACCCGUUGUCUCCGGUUCCCCAGCCGAAUGUACCGGGAUAUACAUUACAGGGCAUCUGGUGGCUGGUUUGGUUGGUGUGCCUGGAAUAUCUGGCGUUGUGGUGGCAAGGUCAACGAGUGCCAGACCUCCAUGACAACAUUCUCUCGCUGGUCCACGCAACGCUCUACGAAGUGUCCAAACUCUUUGUAAGGGGGUUUGAAUACGGAGUCUAUGCGUGGGUAUGGAGCCGUUACUCAUUCUUCCCUCCUCCAGACGAUUCCCUUCUGUCCCUCCUUUUGAUGGUGGUCGUGGUAGACUUCGGAUUCUAUUGGCUGCAUCGAGCUAGUCACGAAAUCAUGGUGCUGUGGGCAGUCCACCAAGUUCACCACAGCAGCGAAGAGUUUAGCAUGGCAGUGGGUCUCCGCCAUUCGCCCCUCCAGAGACUUUUCUCUUGGGUAUUCUAUCUGCCUUUGGCACUCUUUGGCGUCCCGCCGACGCACAUGUUAGCCCACGUUCAGUUCAACACGCUCUUCCAGUGCUGGACCCAUACGGAAGCCAUCAGGACUGUUGGGCCCUUGGAAUAUAUCUUCAAUACUCCGUCACAUCACCGAGUUCACCAUGGUUGCAACAUCUACUGCCUGGACAAAAACUACGGCGGAAUCUUCAUCAUGUGGGACCGUCUCUUUGGUACCUUCCAAAAAGAACUGUCCGAUCAGGAGAUCGUUUAUGGGAUCGUGUUCCAACCUGAGCGAUUUAAUCCCUUAUACCACCAGAUCUUCUACCUGAUGGGAGCUCUGAAGAAGGCCCAGUCGUUGUCCACCUGGAGUGACUCCAUAUCCGCCCUCAUCAAAGGACCCAGCUGGGCGCCAGGUUCUCCUUGGACGGGUUGGGUCGAGGAUAAACUCGAUAUCAGAGGACCGCGCGACCACGUGCUAGUAUCGGCCGCAUCAGCCACCCACUGCUACGUCAUCGUGCACUUUUUGGCAGCGCUGUCUCUGACGUCAUACCUUGCGCCUUUGACGGCGGCGGGACUAGUGGAGACGCUUGUGUACAGCGUCAUGGUGGUUGCAAGCCUGACCAGCAUUGGCAUCUUGUACGAGGACUCCCCUUACGCCAGACCAUUGGAGCUGACCCGCUGCUGCGUCUCUCUGGCCUUCUGCAUGCUGGUGCCGCUCUCCUCAACCUCGAUUCUGGCCACUAUCACCACAGUCUACGCAGCCUCCUUUGUCCUGUGGGCUUUGAUUCCAGACAGCAUCAUGGGUCACAAAGUUUAAUCUUUGGUACUGAGUAUUCUUUGCUAAAAAGAUCAGGCUUUCGUUCACGAAUCGUUUAUAGCGUCUUCUGAGGUCUUCCUGUGUUUAGUUUUGCUAGGAGGACGCUUGAGAUAAGGUUUCCAGAUGUAAUUGUAUUUUGCAAAUGGAUACGCGAUGGAAACUUUACUCUUCAAAUGAUUUGCACCUACGUACAAGAGGACAUAUUUUUGUGUAUAAUGCAAAGGCAAAUACCAGGUAUUUAUCGAAUGCCUCACCUAUACACAACGGAAAAUAUCAGGUAUUCCGCAGACCAAUGUUUUAUCCACGCACAGGGGGAAAUGCCAAUUAUUAACUAGAAAAUAUUUACUUUUGUACUGUGGAAAAUGCUAGACACCAAGUAAAUGCUAGGUGUUAUGCUAGAAAAUAUUUACUUAAAAACCGAAGAAACACCCUGUAAAUCCGCCAGGUAGUUUACUUAGACACUAAGGAUAAUACCCGCUGAUUAUUCUCCUGUGUCACUCAAGGAAGCCACAAGGUAUUCUGUAUGUGAGUGUUAUGUACAGCAAACGUUUCGUGUAUACCACUAGAAAUUGUGUUAACUGAUAUUCUGUGAAAAGACCAGGUAUUCCAUCGGCAAGUGUGCUUGCUUCAGUAAUAAGGAAAAUGCCAGGUAUUCCACUAUAGCAAAUGUGUGCACGUACACACUAGGAAAUACAUCUAGUAAUCCACUAGCAAAUGUUAUUACUUUAAUGUACCAUUCCUUAAGUUAGAGUUUUUGUAUUUAUUUAUAAGGCCAGUUAUUUUGAUAGCAAAAUAUAUAAUAUAUGCACAAAGGAAAAUACGUGUUAUUGUAAGAGCUGCUAAUUCUAUUUUCCUUCCCUGAAAAUACCAAGAAUUUUAGUAGCGAGUGUUUGAUUCUCAUCAUGAAAAAUAUGUACAUGUUCCUCCAGCGCGUUUGUUGUUUUCAUAUAGGGGAGAAUGCCAAGUACCUUAGUAACAAAAUCUUUUGUCUGCGUACAAAGCAUAUCUUACUAAAAUGUGGGCAUAAUGCCUGCCCGUGUCAUUCAAUCAGGGCCAAACGGCUGGUCCGAUGGACAUGAAACUUGGCAGGGUUAUAGUGGGGGCCCCUAAGAUAGUUUAGAAUGGGGUUUCAUCCUACCUUCCCCCUCCCCUCCGAAGGGGGUGAGGGUGAGAAGUGGAUUCCCUGAAACGGAGCUGAUUCUGCCCGUGAAAUGAGGCUGGUUAUGCUGGUUGACUGUUACUUUACGAAUUUUCAUACAUAAUUUCUGUAUACAUAUGUUUGCUAGUACCAGGAAUUCCAGUUGUCAUAUUUUACUAAUUGCACUUGGUUGUCCAGGUAUUACACCAGUAAUUAUUUUGAAUUUUUGUAAUUGGAAAAAUGGAGUUAACGAGCCAGUUUUCAUUCAUAAUUAACUGAAUAAUUGCAUGUAAUUCACUUUUACCGGGAAAAAUGCCAGGUAAGUUCAGGUAAGAGUUAUAACUUACUGAUAAAUCAGAAAAGAUUCUGAAGUUACCUUGGCAAAUAUUUUUAGAGAAAUUUUGAUUUCAGAGCCAGUAGAAGCUUUCGUGAGUACUCUUUUGUUUGGAAUUUUCUGUUUGCCAUGACCACAUUUUCUCUUUGGAGACCAUUUUUGUGGCUGACCCUGCUGUUCAAGCUGUAUUGCGACAGAUUUCUUGUAAUUAUAUAUUUAAAUAUACUGUAUUUUGUGCUCUACAUGAAAUCUAAGUUUGUAUAUAUAUAUGAGUUUUUUCAACAUUACGUAGUUUGUCCUCUUCGGGUGACAGUAGGGGAAACAUGACACAGCCACCCCCCCACCAAUGCAAACUGGUUUGUCCGCACCAGGUGGGAGUAGUGUAGUUAGAGAAACAGGAGGGUAGUGAAGACAUCCACCCACCCUCUUCCUGCAAACCUGUUUGUCCACCCCAGUUGGGGUCGGGGUAGGUAAGGGAUUAGGAGCAUAGGCGAGACAGCAGCGCCAAAUAAAAAAAAUAUAAAAAAAAGGCUACUCACUAAAGCUUCUGCUGAUUCUGAAAUCAGAAUUUCUCUCUCUAAAUACACAUACAUAUAUAUAUAUAUAU
Molecule: messenger RNA, 4253 nt
Organism: Macrobrachium nipponense
Lineage: Eukaryota; Metazoa; Arthropoda; Malacostraca; Decapoda; Palaemonidae
Product: alkylglycerol monooxygenase-like
Exons: 8
Coding region: 816-2174 (452 amino acids)
Biological process (GO): lipid biosynthetic process
Cellular component (GO): endoplasmic reticulum
Molecular function (GO): glyceryl-ether monooxygenase activity; iron ion binding
Source: RefSeq, a predicted model, not a curated record